UCCCUCCUCCUCGGCGGCGGCGCUGCUCGCCUGCAUUUCGUACAGGAGGGCCGGAAGUAUCGCCGCCGCCGCGUCUUGGCGCUGCCCGCCGAGCCAGAAGCACAUGCGCCCUGCGCGCGGCCCGGCCCGAGGGUGGGGGAGCGCCCCUUCCCUUCGCCCGCCUCCCGCGCUUUAAAGCGCUCCCCGAGCGCAGCCGCCCCGCCGGGCUCGCCUUGGCGCACCGACAGCCAGCGCAGCCAGCCCCGCGCCCGCCGCCCGGUCCGGGCUCGACCGGCGGAGGAAGCCUAGCCCUGCCCGCCUCCAGCCGCCCGCCGCCGCCAUGCCCAAGAAGAAGCCGGGGCCCAUCCAGCUGAGCCCCGCGCCCGACGGCUCGACCAUCAACGGCACCAGCGCGGCCGAGACCAAUUUGGAAGCCCUGCAGAAAAAAUUGGAGGAGUUGGAACUGGAUGAGCAGCAGCGGAAACGGCUGGAGGCCUUUUUAACCCAGAAGCAAAAAGUGGGGGAACUGAAGGAUGACGACUUCGAAAAGAUCAGCGAACUGGGCGCGGGCAACGGUGGUGUGGUCUUCAAAGUCUCACACAAGCCUUCUGGACUCAUUAUGGCCAGGAAGUUGAUUCAUCUCGAGAUCAAGCCGGCAAUUCGCAACCAGAUCAUUCGGGAGCUCCAGGUCCUGCACGAAUGCAACUCCCCUUACAUCGUGGGGUUUUAUGGAGCUUUUUACAGUGACGGCGAGAUCAGCAUCUGCAUGGAGCACAUGGAUGGUGGAUCCUUGGAUCAAGUGUUGAAGAAGGCUGGCAGAAUUCCGGAACAGAUUCUUGGCAAAGUCAGCAUUGCUGUCAUAAAGGGACUAACGUAUUUGCGAGAAAAGCAUAAGAUCAUGCACAGAGAUGUGAAGCCCUCCAAUAUCUUGGUAAACUCAAGAGGAGAAAUCAAACUCUGCGAUUUUGGGGUCAGCGGACAACUGAUUGACUCCAUGGCCAAUUCCUUUGUCGGGACACGAUCUUACAUGUCGCCAGAGAGACUGCAAGGGACUCACUACUCAGUGCAGUCAGACAUCUGGAGCAUGGGGCUCUCCCUGGUCGAGAUGGCCAUCGGCAGGUACCCCAUCCCUCCACCUGAUGCCAAGGAGCUGGAGCUGAUGUUUGGCUGUCCCGUUGGGGCCGAUUAUCCUGUCUCAGAGACAUCUCCCCGGCAGAGAACAGCAGGCCGGCCCAUGAGCACCUAUGGUUCCGACAGCCGACCACCUAUGGCCAUCUUUGAGCUCCUUGACUAUAUUGUCAAUGAGCCCCCUCCAAAGCUGCCAAGCAGAGUCUUCACGCCAGAAUUCCAAGACUUUGUGAACAAAUGCUUGAUCAAGAAUCCGGCUGAGAGAGCAGAUCUAAAACAGCUUAUGGUCCACAUUUUCAUUAAAAGAUCGGAAACAGAAGAGGUGGACUUUGCAGGCUGGCUGUGCUCCACCAUUGGCCUUAACCAGCCCAGCACCCCAACCCAUGUUGGCGGACUCUGAGCCGCUCACUCGUCAUGGUACAAAGACUCCGCCAGCUGCUGCUGCUAUGCAAUUUCCAUUCCACAGGGGAGGCUGACUUGGAACCGCUCACUCCAGACCCAUCGACGCGCAUCAGGGUUGGGGAGCAUGGCAUGUGGCACAUUGGUGUUCCCAGCCACCUCCCACUGUUUAAAGCCAUGCUGUUCUGGUUGCCCCCCCUCCCUUUCCCCCCCCCAGUCUACUCAAAAGUAUUUUGCUGUUCCCCCACCACCACCCUGUUUCCGUGCUGCGCCUUCUCAGCUUGUUGUACCAAAUUCUUUUCUAGGUGGAGUCCCUUUCGCGGUUUUGUGAAAACAGCUGUUGUGUUUGAUUCUUAAUGACCAAAUGUGACGCUUUGAGUCGCCAACCUGCAAAAUUGACGUGAAUGGUGGAUGCCCUUCCUUUUUGGGGAAAGCCUUGCCGGACCUAUUGCUGUCCCAGGCUUUACAGAGUUGUCCCAUGAGCCUUGUGUAGCUCAGUGGUCCUUUUUCGGCUUUGCUUAGCCAGUCCUGGCCAGAGCAAUUAGCGGGUGCCUUGAAUGAGACGGUCCCCAACAUGGAUUUGAUGCCACUAAGUUGACGUGGAAGUCAUGAAGAACCCCUGGGUCCUGAAAUGGUGGGAAACCAUUGGUGGGCUUCAGCCUGAGUAGAGGGUAUUUUUUUUCCUCCCACCUUCUGGGUCAAUAUGGACUCACCUUGUUGAUGCUUUUAUUUAUUUGCCUUGUUGGAUAUUUUGGGAUUGCUUGGUGCAGUGUUGCUCAACCUUGUCCACUUGAAUAUGGGUGGACUUCAACUCCCAGAAUUCCCCAGCCAGUCAUGUUGGCUGGGGAAUUCUGGCAGUUGAAGUCCACCCAUGUUCAAGUGGGCAAGGUUGAGCAACCCUGGCUUAGUGGCAUCCAUCUCCUCCAUCUUUUCUUCUUUUAAAGGGAUUAUUUCCCUUCUAGGCCGGCUGAGGUUAGAUAUCAUGAAAUUUGUGCAUCCUUUGUGUUGAAAACUUCUUUUAAUCAUUUUACUCUUUCAGAUGUCGAGCAACUGCAUCUUACAUUAAUAAAUGUCACAAAAUCAC
Crotalus tigris (Tiger rattlesnake) is the source of this 2590-nucleotide messenger RNA. RefSeq names its product mitogen-activated protein kinase kinase 1 (gene MAP2K1). Gene Ontology annotation, molecular function: protein kinase activity; ATP binding. NCBI's taxonomy places the organism in Eukaryota, Metazoa, Chordata, Lepidosauria, Squamata, Viperidae. The record is from RefSeq and is a predicted model, not a curated record. Gene Ontology annotation, biological process: protein phosphorylation. The transcript has 11 exons. The coding region runs from base 320 to 1507 and encodes 395 amino acids.